ACUGACAACUGACAGGCGACAAAGAAAGGAAUUUGUUUUGGUGUUGAACUUUGAAGCCGUGAAAUAAUUUAAAAUGACAGUCCAGCAACUAAACUCGAAUAUUUCUGACGACUCAGAUGAUAUGGUUAGUUUACCAUCCGAGGAAGAAAUUUAUAGGCGAAAAUAUCAAUUGUUACUUGAAAGAUGUGAAGUGUUGCAACAGGAUAAUGAACGAAUAGUGAAUAGAAUACACGAGGUAAAGAAAAUAACAAAACGCUAUAAAAAGGACAUAAAGUUAUUAGUGGAAAGACUAGAUAAACAUGGCGAUGCAUUCAGGAACAUACCCAUUGAAACCGAAGUCAAACCAGAAGUAUUCACGAAGACUGUUAAAGGCAAUAAACCACAAACGCCCUUACGGCAGAUAGAUAAACAAAAUGCGACAGGUGGAAAGAAACCUGCACCCAAAAGAAAAAGCAAAGCAGACAAGCCAGAGAAAGAUCCCAACGCUCCGAAGAAACCUUGUAAUGCCUUCUUCCAAUUUUGCCAAGAACAAAGACCAGUGGUAGUAGCAGAAACAGCAACAGAAAUGGGCACAGAGCCCUCGAAACAAGAAGUCACACGGCAAUUAGCGUCACGGUGGAGAGCCCUCACAAAUGAAGAGAAAAGGGUAUAUGUAGCAAUGUUUGAGAGAUCAAAGGAAAAAUAUGCAGAGGAAAUGUCAGCAUACAUUAAAAAGGAGCAAUAGUAUUCAGCAAUUAAACAACUUAGCAGUUAAUCCCCUUGUGAUCUUAAGCUUUAAGUUAUUAUUUAAAUACAAUUUUAAUUUAAAAA
Colias croceus (clouded yellow) is the source of this 810-nucleotide messenger RNA. RefSeq names its product HMG1/2-like protein. NCBI's taxonomy places the organism in Eukaryota, Metazoa, Arthropoda, Insecta, Lepidoptera, Pieridae. Gene Ontology annotation, molecular function: transcription cis-regulatory region binding. The record is from RefSeq and is a predicted model, not a curated record. Bases 74 to 724 code for a protein of 216 amino acids. The transcript has 4 exons.